UCUGGAGUCCCUGCACCGUGCCAUGGACGGAAUGGAUUCUGAGAGCUUGGUCUUGAUGCAGCCAUGCCUGAGACCUCCGCAGCCUGGUGACCUGCAAUGUGGAGACAAAGUGGCCUUCCAAAAGGGUCCAAGGUCAGGUCAUGGGCGAAUCGUUCGGAUUGACAAAGACAACCGUGUUCAUGUGGAGACUGCGCACGGCAUAGAGGUUUUCUCAGAUGCUGAUGCGCAGAGCCUUGGCAAGGCUGCAGCUGUCGUGGCAGUGGUGGGGCCUGGUGCUGGUGUGGGAUCAAUUGGCAGCGUGUACCUGGAGUUGGACAACCAUCCAGAGCUGCAGGUGGAGAUGAUUGGUCGCAAAGGCAUGCCGUAUGACUGCUAUCCUGACUCCUGGCAGAGUGGUCGCCCUGCGCCAAAUCUGCAGAGUUUCGGCGAGGAUGUGGUACGCAUUGGAGUGCACAAUCGUGUCGAUUGCUUUCUCUUUGGCUCUCGUGGAGGGCAGGUCGUAUUGCCCAUCCUUUGGCAAGCGCUUCGAAACGCAACUCCGCCAAGUGUAGUUGUGAACGGCGGCUGUGCCAUGCGGCUACCUGGGCCUCCUAUUUGUUGGCCUGAGCGUGCCGUGACCGUGAUGUUGCUGGGUGGACAGGACUUUUUUCGUGCGGGCAUUUCCCGGGAUGAGUACCUCCAGAGGACUUUUGAAAAUGUGCCGGAUUCCAAUGCGACGACAGCAUUUUUCUUUGUACCAGAGAUGAAGCACAUGCCGCAGGACGAGGUGGCCCGGGCGGCGCUCCGACAUUUGAUCCUCGCAGCGCUGGCGUGGUCCCCUGAGGCGCCUCAGAGGAUACCCCUGAGCCAUUUUGACAACGCAGCGGAGGCAUUGCUGAAAGAAGGCUUUGCCGGAUUCGUGUGCUUCAAAAAUGGCCGGAACUGGAGCAAGAAGUACUUCGGCCAGAUGCCUCUGGACCGCCAGCCGCCGCCGCUGUCGCCGAGAAUUCCAAGGCCACCUGGUGAACCGUGCCCGCCACAUUCCACGGUGUCGGUCUUUCCAGCGAAAGUGGCUGUGGGAGAUUCCAAAGAAGGUCACGAGCGGUUGGCAAACGAAGCCCAAAGACUGGCUGGUGCUUGUCGAGCUUCAGGAUCGCUUCGAACUGCACUCUUGGAGUUUGCUCAAGGGCAAGAUGCAGAGGCGUGGGCUGCUGAGGAUGAUCGCAUCAUGAAGCAGCUCAAGGACAAGCAGAAGCAAGCGGCAAGCGACGUACUUUCUGCGCCACGAGCAGUCUAUUUGCCACAGCGCCAUUUAGAUGCACCUGUUGCACCUGUUGCACGUGGACCAUGGAUCCAACCUGAUGCGCAUCAGAGACCGCCACUGGUUGGACGGCAACCCUUUCCACUGCAGGCUGCCCAUCCACCUCAUGUUCACCCACGGCCUGUUGCUUACUCAGUCCAUGCAGCUUCUCCACUGCCUUUGCGGGCUCAAGUGCCCCAGAUGCACAGGAGCUUCCCGCCAUCGUUUCCACAUUACCGAUAGCUUGC
This is a messenger RNA of Cladocopium goreaui, 1527 nucleotides long. Lineage: Eukaryota; Dinophyceae; Suessiales; Symbiodiniaceae. The record is from the annotation of a GenBank genome assembly.